This is a messenger RNA of Fusarium subglutinans, 462 nucleotides long. RefSeq names its product FAD dependent oxidoreductase. Gene Ontology annotation, cellular component: cytoplasm. The transcript has a single exon. NCBI's taxonomy places the organism in Eukaryota, Fungi, Ascomycota, Sordariomycetes, Hypocreales, Nectriaceae. The record is from RefSeq and is a predicted model, not a curated record. Gene Ontology annotation, molecular function: oxidoreductase activity. The coding region runs from base 1 to 462 and encodes 153 amino acids.
AUGGAGGACAACAACGCUAUCGUUGUCAUCGGAGCCGGUUGCAUUGGACUUUGCACUGCAUACCAAUUGUCCAAGUCAUUCGAGAACCAGGACCGCAAACCGAAGAUCAUCGUCGUUGAGGCUGGCGACAGACCAUUCGCUGCUGCUUCGUCCGCUUGCACAGGUUGCUUUCACUACCACUUUCCUGGCCCGACGGGCAAGGUACUCGCACCACUUGGACAAUACUCUUUCGAUCUAUGGGCGCAGGAGGCACAGACUGCCGAUUUCAGACUUGCUACGGGGUACCGCGCGAACUCCUCCUACGGCAUUUGUCAAGGUGACGGCAAGGGCCUCGAUAAACUUCCCAACUGGAUCAAGACAGAGGCAGGCUGGGAUAUUGACGAUCAGGUUCUGGGGAACAAUACAGCUACAGUGUGCGUAUUUCCAAGAUCCGAAUCCAAUGUGCUAAAGUUCAGCUGCUGA